Messenger RNA from Thrips palmi, 3353 nucleotides. RefSeq names its product cytochrome P450 4C1-like. The transcript has a single exon. Gene Ontology annotation, molecular function: iron ion binding; oxidoreductase activity, acting on paired donors, with incorporation or reduction of molecular oxygen; monooxygenase activity. The record is from RefSeq and is a predicted model, not a curated record. NCBI's taxonomy places the organism in Eukaryota, Metazoa, Arthropoda, Insecta, Thysanoptera, Thripidae. Bases 24 to 1694 code for a protein of 556 amino acids.
CAUGUGCUAGAGCCACCGCCAUCAUGUCGGUGCUGUCCGUGGUGUUGGCCGGGUUCGGCGCGUCGGCCACGCGUCCGGAGAUGCUCACGACGGCGCUGAUCGUGGGCGCGCUGGGCGUGGCGCUGGUGUACUACAUGGCGUUCCGGUGGCGGCGGCGACGCAUGUACGAGCUGGCCGCCAAGAUCCCCGGGCCCACGGGGCUGCCCGUCAUCGGCAACGUGUUCGACGUGGUCGGCGACACGGAGGAGACGGUGCGCAAGACCAUGGCGCAGUUCCACCAGUACCGCCCCACCUACAAGUACUGGCUGGGCCCGCUGCUGCUGGUGGCGCUCACGGACCCCCGCGACCUGGAGAUCGUGCUCAACAACUACAAGUACACGGACAAGUCGCACUUCUACGAGGUGUUCCACCCGCUGGGCGGCCAGGGGGUGUUCAACGCGGCGGGUGAGCAGUGGCGGCGAAACCGUAAGAUCAUCGCGCCCGCCUUCAACUUCAACUUCUUGGUGCAGUUCGUGGGGGUGUUCCACGCCAUGGCCAUGCGGCUGGUGGGCAAGAUGAAGGCCCGCGGUGAGGGCGAGAGCUUUGACUCGUACAAGCUGGUGGAGCUGUGCACGCUGGACGCCAUCGCGCUCACCGCCAUGGGCGUGGACGUCAACGCCCAGGACGACGACAACAGCGAGUGGAUCCGCGCCAUCCGCCGCUGCUUCCAGAUCACCCGCGAGCGCCUCGUCAAGCCCUGGCUGCUGCCGGACGCCACCUUCUACCUCACGCCGUACGCGCGCGACCAGAAGAAGUGCCUCGCCGUGGUCAACAAGUUCGCGCACGAGGUCAUCACCCGCAAGAAGGCCGAGUUCCGAUCGGCCAAGGCGGAGCUGGACAAGGACCCCGCGGCGGCCAAGCGGGAGGCGGCGGAGCGCGCCGAGCGGACGCGCAUCCAGGACGACGACGAGGAGAUCGGCGCGCGCAAGCGACAGACCUUCCUGGAGCUGCUCAUCGAGCGGUCCGAGAGCGAGGACGGCUGCGCGCUCACGGACAACGAGCUCCGCGACGAGGUGGUGACCCUGCUCAUCGCCGGCCAGGACACGACCGCCACGGACAACUGCUUCAACCUGCUGAUGCUGGCGCUGCACCCCGAGGUCCAGGAGGCGGUGCACCAGGAGCUGGUGGACAUCAUGGGCGACGACCCGACCACCUGCCCGACCUACAACGACCUGAAUCAGAUGAAGCACCUGGAGCGCGUCAUCAAGGAGACGCUGCGGCUGUACCCGUCGGCGCCCUUCAUCGGCAGGGACCUGGACCACGAGCUGGACGUGACCAACCACCGCCUGCCCGCGGGCUGCACCGUGCUGCUGGGGCUGUACGGCACGCACCGCCUGCCCGAGCACUGGCCCGAGCCCGACAAGUUCGACCCCGACCGCUUCCUGCCCGAGCGCAGCGUCGGCCGCCACCCCUACGCCUUCGUGCCCUUCAGCGGCGGCCCGCGCAACUGCGUGGGCCAGAAGUACGCCAUGCUGCAGAUGAAGACCAUCCUGUCCACCGUCAUCCGCCACUUCCAGAUCCUGCCCGGCAAGGACUGCGAGAGCAUGGCCAAGUUCCGGCUGCAGGUGGACUUCUCCAUGACGGUGGCGGGCGGCCACAACAUCCGCCUCAUGCCGAGGCACAAGGGUCUGCCGGCCGAGAUGCGGUCCCUGUAGACACAGACUGAGGGCGCUGCGACGUCCACGCUCUUGUGAUACGUCCCCUUUGUGAGCAGGGACUCGUUCGUCAUCCUCGUUGCAGUGCAGUGGCCGGGCCGCUCGCGUCAAGCGAAACCAAUAGUGCACGCCGCGCGCCGCGCGCCGCCUAGCCGUGGAGUCGCUUCAUUUGCAGUUCAUUGAGCGCAGCAGCGCAGCCACACUGCGGUGGGAAAGGACGGCCGUGGCCUGGCGUGGCGUGGCGCGGCGCGGCGUGGCCUACGCCGCUGGAAUGCCUCGCGAAGGUGAACGCGUCGCCGCUUUCGGAGAGUUCCACUGAGUUCCACCGCCGCCGCGACCCAUCCUGGGAAGGCUUCGCUGCUUCGCUCCGCCAGGCUUCGCGCGCCUUUGUGCAGGCUGCUGCAGCCCGAGGAGGGGGAGGGGGGGGGGGGGGACUCUGCGUCUGCGGCGUUUAGGUCGGCUUGCGCCGCUUGCGCCACGCCGCCGCGUCCAGUCCCGUCCUUCGUGUGAAUCACCACCUCGGGCCCUGCCGGCCCUGCCUGCAGCUCGGAAGCAGGCGAAGCUGGCCCAGGAGUCGUCGUGGCCCUGCGGCCAGCCUGCGGCCAGUCCGCGGCCGCCAGCCCACUUACCCACCGGAUUAGCAUGAGCAGUGUGCUGCCUGGCUGCGCCUGGCCGUGCCAGGUGAGAAAAAGAAAGAAGUGCUGAGCCGUGCCGUGCCGUGCCGCGCCGUGCCACGCCACGCCACGCCAAGGUCCCGCCGCACCAGCAGAAGCUCGAAUCAUUCACUCGCUCCGCCCGCUCCGCCCGCACCGUUUUGAGGCCUUUCUCUCGCUCGGCGGCACGGCUUUGUUCGGCGGCGCCGCGAAUUGUGUCAUAAUGUUAAUUCCGCCAAUUAUUUGGUCGUUUGCCGCCAAGGCCGCGCGGUGCAGCGCCACCAAGGCCGCGCCGCGUCUGCGAGGGGAAGGAAGAUCAAUAGGCAGUACGCACGGAGGCAGGCAAGGCGGGCAAGGCAGGCAAGGCGGGCAAGGUGAUGCUGGGACGCGCGAAUUACGCCUCGCGUGCCUAGCAGCGCUGAUGAUGAUGUGCGAGCCCAGCCUUUAGCAUUUUGCCUGCCGAUCGAAUUUAAUUAGCUGAUUCAGGGGAAAGGAGAGGGGAUGUUAAGGUUUUGAUGAACGGCUUAAAAUUUUUGAUGCAAUUUCAUUUGGUAAUGUACGAAAAAACUAUUUUACGACCAUCACUUUCUAUUUUUGAUGCACUUUAACUUGCUGGAUUUAAGCGGAGAAAAAGGUCAAUUUUUUUGUGACCCCCAUUUUGUUUUGUACCAUUGAUAGUUUAGGGUAAACGUGUUAUAAUGAUGCUGUUUGUACCUUCCUAGUGAUAUUUACCGGCAUGGGACGAUGUCGAUUUGACACCGACGUGUUAGUACCGCCUCGAAGUCGAAUCGACACCGACCUCGACAACUGAGUAAUUUUAACGAUUUGAUGUAAAUAGACUUGUACCACCAUGUAUUAGAUGCUAAGCUAUUCUUAAGUGCGCGCGAAUGUUUGUAAUUAAGUUAAGGUUUUUCAUAUUAUUAUGGUUAUUUUGCAAAAUCUAUUACAAGUAGUCAUCAGUUUUGUACAUAGAAAGUUGCGAAAUAUAUGAAUCUAAUAAGCCUUU